Messenger RNA from Pygocentrus nattereri (red-bellied piranha), 1686 nucleotides. RefSeq lists its product as uncharacterized. The record is from RefSeq and is a predicted model, not a curated record. NCBI's taxonomy places the organism in Eukaryota, Metazoa, Chordata, Actinopteri, Characiformes, Serrasalmidae. The coding region runs from base 136 to 1044 and encodes 302 amino acids. The transcript is spliced from 5 exons.
GUUUUGUCAACAACAAAAAAGACAAAAACCCCAAAUGAUCUUUCUAAAACUAACUGAAACAGGUUAGGCGUUUCAGUUUCACAGAGAAAAGAGAACAGCAGAAGGACUUAGUGCUGUAUUUUCCCAUGGUCAGUCAUGCAGUCCUGCAGUUUUGUUCCCUGUGUCCUGAUCUUACUGACCAUCACAGUCACUGAUGUAUUUGAAUCAGCUGUUGGUCCAGUGAAGGUGAAUCUUCAUGACUCUGCUACUCUGCCCUGCUCUGAGAGAUGCUCUGGUUUAGUGAGAUGGACUGUGUUCCACAAACGCAGUGACACUCUGGCUGAGUGUGAUCAGACUUCAUGUAGAUCAGUGGAGGAGGGAUAUCAGAUGAUCCAUGAUCAGUACCUGAAGGGAGAUCUCUCUCUCAUCAUCACUGAUGCUGAUUUCAGUAAGAGAGGCUGGUACACGUGUGACUGUGCCAGCAAGGACGUCUGUGACGUACAGAUUCAGAUUAAGCCCUUAAAAACUCCAAUUCAGAUAAAACCCAGUGAGUCUCUAGUCCUGGAUUUACACAUACCAGAUCCAGUGGAGGUGAUUUACAGCACCACAGAUGCAACUGGACCAUCCAGUGGUCAGAUCUGUACAGUGGAUGGACGCUCAACACAGUGUGAACCUGAAUACACACAGAGAGCAUCACUAACAUCUGCUCUUGAGCUGAGAGGAGCAACUUCAUCUGAUAGUGGAGUUUACACUGUAAUGGACAAAAGGAAUGAAGAGGUCAUUCACAUCUACACAGUGACCGUCCAAGAUCACUCAUCAGAUCUGGACACAGACAGGGGACCUCCUAUACCGGUGUGGGUGAUUAUAGUGCUGGCUGUGAUGGGGACUGCGUUUCUAACUGUGACUGUGGUAUUAGUGGUAUUAGUGGUGGUGAAUGUGAGGCUGAAGAGAGAAAAGAACACAGUCGAGACUAAUAAAGGCAGUGAUUCCACUGAAGAGGAGAAACUAAAUGUUCACCCAGCAGUGGAGAGAUCUUUACCACCCAAACACAGGACGUGUACGUAGCAGUAGUUAUUCACAUGUAUCAGUGUGGGAAGCUCAGCAGAGAUGCUUGGUUUUGUUUUGUAGAAUGUGGUAGCCGAUGCACUCUCGUGUACCCUGAUUAAUCAUUAUUUAAAACCAACAUGAUGUUUUUUUUGGUGGUGGGAGUGUUACGUCCUGUGUUUGGAUGCUCUUUCUCUCCUUUUCCCUUAGUUUCCAGGUGGACCUUGUUGCUGUGAUUGACGUCUCGGUUUUCCAGGCGUGUGGUUGGCUGCUCCUGUUGGCGCCGGUUAUAAAGGGCCUUUGAUGUCGGUGCAAUAUGGAGCGGUUUUCUUAUUCGGUCUCCCACGGUUCCGCUCCCCUGGCUGCCCGCCAGUCGACAGACCGAUUUCAUGGUCAUUUACUGACCUACAGGUUCCUGUGGGUCAGUAAAGAUGUGAUGGUAGUUUUUGUUUUUUUUUGGUUAAUAAGGAAACGUAGGGGUGACCUGCCCUUUAUGUUGACCUGUUGGACUUUGUUUAUCGGUAGUGUAGUGAGGGUGGAGUUUUUGUAGUUUCUUUUUCUUUUCUUUUGUUAGGUAAGUUAGUUAUAUUUCUUUUCUUGUUAUUAGGCUUUUUGUUUGUUGUUUUGGGCUUUGGGUCUCCCUGAAGUUUUUUCUUUGUUUUG